This is a messenger RNA of Oreochromis aureus, 2332 nucleotides long. RefSeq names its product protein kinase (cAMP-dependent, catalytic) inhibitor beta (gene pkib). NCBI's taxonomy places the organism in Eukaryota, Metazoa, Chordata, Actinopteri, Cichliformes, Cichlidae. Gene Ontology annotation, cellular component: cytoplasm; nucleus. Gene Ontology annotation, biological process: negative regulation of cAMP-dependent protein kinase activity. The record is from RefSeq and is a predicted model, not a curated record. Gene Ontology annotation, molecular function: cAMP-dependent protein kinase inhibitor activity. The coding region runs from base 333 to 557 and encodes 74 amino acids. The transcript has 3 exons.
CGAGUUCCCCUCUCUUCCUGUAUCCUACGGCCUAAGCGCGUGCGUCUUGACCCGCCUCCUUGUUGCCGCUGCUGAGCGCGCAGUUAAGCGCUCCUCUGUCCGUGUGCUGUCACCGCUCAUCAUUUAGUCCACCAUGCCGCGGGUCCGGCGCUGUCAUCUGAAAUGAGGCGGUGUGGUGUGUCGUAUCGGACGGACUCCCUGACACUGCGCACUUUCUCUUCUUCGUCCCUGCGGAAGAUGGUGGCUGGUGGCUAAUUCCAACUUCUUACUCCUUGGAGGUCCCUUCUGCCCCCCCUCGCCUGAAGCGCACUGAAAUCAGUUGAGUUCCUGAAAUGACAGAAGUGGAGCCAGUGCUGGACUUUGCCUCCUCGGGGCGCUCAGGGAGGAGAAAUGCCCUGCCUGAUAUCCUGGGCUCUCCAGCAGGUGUAAACCCUGGUGACUUGCCUCUGAAACUGGCUGAGCUAUCGCUAAAAGAUGGUCCGGGAGGGGCUCAGUCACCCACAGCAGAGGAGCCACCGGCACCGCCAGAGAGCUCAGAUGGAAAAGAGGGAUCAUAGGGACUCGUUUAUUUACCUCCCCGGAGGCCUACAGAGAUAACCUGAGAGAGGAUGAGGAACGAGGCAGAGGGCGACCUAUGGGAGAAUGAGUGAUGAUCUGUGGAGAGUCACACCGUUUGCAAUGCAGCUGAGCCACGUAGGGAGGGUGAUGGACCCACUCCCAAAGGACUGGAGCCAAGAGCUUAGGACUGUUUUGGUACUUUCUAAAAAGAGUCAGACGUCACCUAGUUCUGAACCACACAGUGUGUGCACGUGUGCAUAUAUGCAUAAACGCGGAUACGCUACAUUGGGAAUCAAAAGGACAAUGACCGAUUGUGUCCUGUACACUCUUUACUACUAUUUUUCUAUGAUUUAUUUAAAACUAAAGAAAAAAGGAACUUGUGAGUCAAAAUGUAACGCACCAUUUUCCUUGCAUUUCCUGCAGAUCUCUGUUUUGUAGCCCUGCGUGUUCUUUGACAGUAGUUUAACUGCAGCCUGUAGUGGCUCGAUCCUUUUUAACUCAUUACACGACUUAAGAAAACUGGGAUAUGUGUUAUCUGGCUCAUUUAUGCUUUUUACACUAAAUGUGUAUGAUCUACUGUGCAUUUUCAAAUGAGUCUAUAACUACACUGCAGUUGUACAGUUUGUAUCCUUCAUCACCAGACUGUUUUAACCAUAACAGCAACCAGGGACUCUGCACUUUUUAGGGGUGAUUUGGUGCAAGGUGAUGAUAUGGCAUCCAAAUAAAGUGGAGUCCAUAUCUUGAAACAUUCCUUUAGAGAAUAGUUUCCCACUGCCAACACUACUUCAUUAUAAUACUGAGAGAAAAAUUAACAUUUUCUUUUGUUUUUGUUUUAUUGUUUUGUUUUUCAAAGUCUCUUCAUUUUCCAAAUAUCUGAAAAUGUGCCUAGUGGCAGUUUACAACUAAAGUGGGUGUUGUGUUCUUUCUCUGUGAGGUACUGUUAUUGCAAAUUUUGGGGCUAUUGAUAUUUCCUCAGUUUUAAUAGGAGGUAACGUUAAAAAAACCCAUUUGAACUACUUGGACUGUGGAUGAAAGAAGAAAACACUGGCCGUAAAAUCCAUGUGGACAACCAGAUUUCAAUUUGCAGCAAAAUCAAGUGUGGAGGGUUUUUGUUGGGGGUUUUUUGUCUGCAGUGACAGCAGCAUACGCUUGGGCACGGGAGCAAGCGUUAAGAAAUGCCGCAACCUCCACAAUGUGUUUCGAGUGCUGAAAAUGGCAGCAGUUCCCCUUCUGUCUCGCUCGCACAGAGAAAAGUCUGUUCGCACUCAUCAACACAUGAGCAGAACUGUGAAUAGGACGCGAGCUGGAGAGUGAGAAACAACAGCAAGAGUUCACACUUUGCCAGCUAUCCCCUCUCUGCUACUGUACAUAUACUAUAUUGUAGUAAAAUCCAUGUGUGUCAUACAUGCUGCUUGUAUGAUUACCGGACUGUACCCACAAACAAAAGGUGUUUUGUAAUUGUCUCUAUUUGAAGAUGUGUUGACUGGUGGCCUGUCUUUAUGUGGAUGUGUUUCACAAAUGCAACAAGGAAAACCUGACGUGCUGCUGCCCAGUCUGUUUUUUUUCCUUCUUUUUUUUUAUUUUUUUUAUGCUGUACUGAUAAAGUGUCUGUGGUCUGUCUGAAGCUGAUCAACACAUUUUAAGAGACCGAUGAAUCAGAGGUGUAUGUUGUAGUGUCCUGGUGCAUAUGUUUUACUUAGCUGGAUUGAAUCCUUUAUGUUGAUUCUAUCUGGUGGUGAAAAUUGCCAUAUUAAAUCUCCAAGCUUUACCUACA